AUGAGGCGACACAUGGUAGGAAAGGAGCUGUCCAGACGAUGGGAAAUAGAGAGAAAGGACGCCAAGCGGGCUGAAGCCAGGCUCAGACUAGGACUCCUUAGGCUGGAGGAGAACUGGCUUUAUCGCAUGAACAUGGUGGCCAGAGAGCAGAGGCAGCUACAGAAAGAACUGGAGAAGCUGAGACAGGCAGGCAACUCCAAGAAAAAGGUCUCAUCUUUCAGCAACAAUUUACUCAGGACUCAGAAGUCAGACAUUCCCACAAUUCCCCAACAGGGAGGUCACAGACACUGGACAGCUGAGCCCAGGGGCAUUCGAACAAUGGAAACUCGUCUGCUCCAAACUAAGAAGUAUGAACCCUCCAAUCCUAUCGAGAUAGCAAGUUCACAUCCCAUAAACUACAUAAAGAAUGAAGAAGAGGCAUUUUCUCAAAGCUCCAGGAACUCCAGCUCUCUUGAAGGUGGACCUAAAGCCCCAAAGAGAAGUUCAGUCACUGUCAUUAACCCUUUCCAGGACAGAGAUUCCAUCAACCAGCCACAAGAAGACAUCUCUGCUGAUCUCCAGAACCAUGGAACCUUCAGCAAAGUGGAACAAGUUCCUGGAGCUCCCCAAGUUGAAAGUGAGGUGAUAGAAAUCAAAGCCAGUCCUAUCGGGGGUUUUGGCUCCAAACCUGGCAGUGUAAAACAGAACCAUACUCCAGAGAGAGAGAAGUCUACCUUUGAUCCCAAGGCCUAUACUCUUUACAGUUACCUUAGGACAGUGGACACAAUGCCAACCUACCUGGAACUCUUUGCAAAGAUCAAGAAUGCCCGCUACCUCCGGCAUAGAGUACCCCCUGAAUUUGAGAGGGAGCUCAGUAUUGGGGAAAUAUUUGGACAUGAAACAUGCUUCCAUAGGGAAGGAAGCAAGUCUGAUGAGAGUCUUAACACUUAA
Molecule: messenger RNA, 930 nt
Organism: Gracilinanus agilis (Agile Gracile Mouse Opossum)
Lineage: Eukaryota; Metazoa; Chordata; Mammalia; Didelphimorphia; Didelphidae
Gene: CCDC190
Product: coiled-coil domain containing 190
Exons: 3
Coding region: 1-930 (309 amino acids)
Source: RefSeq, a predicted model, not a curated record